CUCGCAGUCAGUCAGCGGGACUCCAGGCUCUCACUUCCCCAGCUGCUGACGUCAGCUGGCAGCCUGGGCUGAGCUCACGGCUCCGGACAUAGCGCCGAGAAAAAUGCUGCUCUCCGUACCGCCAAGGGCAGGAAUCAACCCUUACAACGGCUAUAACAACAGAAACAGCAAAAAGCAGGCCUAUGUGUCCUCCAGCCACCAGAUGGCGCCCCCCAGUCCCAACACCAACAGUAGUAGCAACAGCAGUGGGGGAGGGGAACAGUUGAGUAAAACUAACCUGUAUAUUCGUGGCCUUCAUCCUGGGACCACGGACCAAGAUCUGGUCAAGCUCUGCCAACCGUAUGGCAAGAUUGUGUCGACCAAGGCAAUCUUAGAUAAAACCACCAACAAAUGCAAAGGCUAUGGCUUUGUGGACUUUGACAGUCCAGCAGCAGCACAGAAAGCUGUUACAGCCCUGAAGUCCAGCGGGGUCCAGGCUCAGAUGGCUAAACAACAAGAGCAGGACCCCACCAACCUCUACAUCUCCAACCUGCCAGUAUCUAUGGACGAGCAAGAGCUGGAGAGCAUGCUCAAGUCCUUUGGCCAGGUCAUCUCCACACGCAUCCUGCGAGAUGCUAGCGGGACCAGUCGCGGCGUAGGAUUUGCAAGAAUGGAGUCCACAGAGAAGUGCGAGGCCAUAAUUCAGCAUUUCAAUGGCAAGUUCAUCAAGACUCCACCUGGAGUGCCUGUGCCCACAGAGCCCUUAUUAUGUAAGUUUGCAGACGGGGGUCAGAAGAAGAGGCAAAACCAGGGAAAGUACCUGCAGAAUGGUAGGCCCUGGGCUAGAGACGGUGAUACAGGAGGAAUGACGCUUGCGUAUGACCCCACAGCCUUACAAAAUGGCUUCUACUCCUCGCCCUACAGUCUGGCACCAAACCGAAUGAUCGCCCAGACUUCCCUCUCACCCUACAUGCAUUCUCCUGUCUCAUCCUACCAGGUACACAGCCCAUCCUGGAUGCACCAUCAGUCAUACCUCAUGCAGCCAGCUGGUACAGUUCUUACCCCAACAAUGGAACACGCCAUGUCCAUCCAGCCCACCUCCAUGAUGGGACCUCUCACCCAGCAGCUGACCCACCUUUCCCUGGGCAGCACAGGCACAUAUAUUCCGGCCAACACAUCUAUGCAGGGGACCUACCUCCCCCAGUACACCCAAGUGCCUCCCUCCAGUGUCCCAGUGGAGGAGAAUGGUGGUCAACAGCAACAGGUUUCCAUGGAGACCCCUGCCGAACACACAAACUACUCAUACCAACACAACAAGUGAAACAAAGCAGGGUGGGGCCUAGAGCAGGAGAAAAAUCCAACCACAGGAUUCUGCUGAAAGACAACUGUGCUCCGCACCUAGCACCCGGACUUGAACAUGGAUAACAAAAGGAACAUGUGUGAGUGUUUUUGUGUUGGUGUGUUUGUGGGUGCGUGUGUGUUUGUAUGUGUGUAUGUCUGUUUUUUCGUUCGUUUUUUAAGAAAAAGGACAACACCCAAAAUAUCUGACUUUCCUGCUCACAAUCCUCAAGAGUUUUUCAACCAAAGGUUGGGAUUCUAUCUCACAGAAGCUAAGCUCUAUUUUGAUUACUGAAAAAGGAACAUAACAAGAAGCUGAACAAAAAAGAAAAUUAAGAGAGGAGGAAAAGACAGAGCAUUAUUUUUGUGCACGCAAUGUAACAAAUUCUUAUUUUUUAAAAAGCAUUCUGGAUGUUUCAGGGUGAUUCAAGAAAGAGUUGAAACACAAUGUGUCUUUUAUUUUUUUGUAAAAUAUGCAAACUUGUAUGUUUGUCUUUCCUGAUGUCUGUUGUUUGACGUUCUAUUUGCAGCAGCAUGGACAACGAUUUGUACAGAUUUCAGAACUUACACACACUUUGUUGGCCUGGUGUCAUUAACCGUUUAAAGCUACUUCCACUCUUACAGACCAUGUUAGACCAUAGUUUAACUUUGUGUUAGUGUUUAACUUUCAACCAUUCUUUCAUAUGUGAACAAAAGACAAUCAAUUAUUUCUAUUUAUAUUGAAUUAUAGGUCUAUUUUGAAGAGUUUUUAGAUCAUUUAAACAUACAUUUAUAGAAAAGAAGUUAUUCAAUACUUAAGUUUUUACAGUCAAGAUGAAGUGGACUCUAAAGGAUGUGUACCCAACAUUCAUAAUUACAUUUGGCCGAUGACUUCACAUCAAAAUGGCUUCAUAAGACAUGUUCAUACUAAAAGUAGUUCCCUUUUUGUCAUAGAGUAUUUGUUGUUGCAUCCGUGUCCAUAAGAAGUGGUUUUAAGCGGUUCUAUUAUGACUCUCCAUAAGGCAUCAUUGAUUUCAUCCUGCUUCAGAUUUGAUUGGUUACUGAGAGAGUAUGUGUACUAAGAGCAAUGCAGUUACUAAAUUAAGAUGUAGUUUUGCAAAAGCAAUGAGGGAAAUCAAAUAGAGAACUAAUACAAAUGCCUGAGAGAGAGUAAUUUGUGUGAUAGGAAAGGGAACUGUAAAUCUGUUUUUUUUUCAAUGCUGCUGCUGAGUUUGAUUUUUCUUCCAGUGAUGUUUAGUUUGUAGGAAGUUCAUUGUAUUCUUUUUGUCUGUCACUUGAAAACCUUUUGAGCUACUUUACCUUAUUUUUGAUGAAUAUAUCUUUGAAGUAGAUUGGAUUUUAGUUUUAGAAUUACCUUCUUUUUUUUUUUUUUAAAUAGAAAGUAGAUGUUAGUUUUGUUUUUCUCCACCUUGGGAUUGACGCUGUUUUCUUAUGCACAUACAUUUUUCUCUUGCUUCGUUUCCACACGGAAGAAGAGAACAAUCGUUCUUAACCUCGUGUCUUCUGUCCUCAUAUUGCGUGACCUGUGUGUAGAAAGCCUUUUGAAGAGGAGUGCUGAACCAAACCAUGACUUUGUUUAGUGCUGAUCCAAAAGAUUCAUACUGAGGCUGCAUCUGUGUUGUGGCUCAAAGAGGCUUCAUACGUACAAGCCCAGGUAUGCUUCGACAGUCCAUCCAAAUAUGUUGAACUUUAAUUUAUACAGACAUCAUAAACUGUAGAUAUGUAGAUAAUAGAAAUCAUGGUUUUACAAAAGUACCGCUCACGAGACCGUGGAAGUGCCAUUAAAGACGAUUCUUAUAGCCUUUAGUGAGACAGUUUGUCUGAAUGAAUUUGUGAGUGAUCCAAAACUCUGCAAAAACUAUUUGAAGCUAAGCCUUAAUGUUUUCUCUUUGGAAGAACUGCCUUGUGUCUCAUAGGAUCAAAACGUAGUUGUAAAUACUAUGGUAAUGAUGACAGGCUUAUUUGAAUGCCAUUCAGUUGGUCGUCGCGUCAGUCAAGUUAGCUGUACGGUUGCGAGGUGCUUUUUCCUUCCUUGCUCCUCAAACCAUCCAUAAUCAAUCCAGUGGGGGGGAAAAAACAGUGUGAUCAUGACUUUCUCAAAGCUUGCAGUUUGAUGAUUCUGUUUUUGUCUUCACGUUUUUGUGUGUUUCUAUUCAUUUCCACAACCAAAGAUGUUGUCGCCACCAAUCUUAUUAGCUCGUUGUCACUGAAUAAAAAGCUAUUUUCUGGUUCUGAUGGUUGGAAACAGGCACAGAAUUUUCUAAAUUUUUUACGUUUAUUUCCUUUUAAUGCAAUUGUUCCGAGAAUACCCGAGACAAAACGAAAUAUUUAGGCUGAUUUGAAAUAAACGUCUAAAGAUUGAAAUGAUUUUUAUCAUCCUGUGUUAAACAGUUUUCCUCAUACCUCAUGGAUUAUUUGAGAGAACGCAUACUCUUAGUUUUCUGCAAACACCCGUGAGGAAUACAGAACCUUUUUCAGACAUGAGCUGACGUUGUAUAAAGUCCUUUUUCUCUCCUUCCAUUUCUCUUCACAUAAUUUGUGUCCUUUUCUUCUUCUGUGUUUUGUGAUCUUUUUUAUGAUUUAUGUCAUGUCCAGAAAACACAGUGAUAACCAAUUGUUCAGAUUCAGUGCACCAUGAAGGAAAAUGUCAUGGAUAUUGUUUAUAUGUUCAGAGAAAUGAUAUUCCAUGUGUUAGCCAUUACUUUUAAUACAAAAACAGGUUUUUGAAACUAUGAAAUGACCACUUGUUGCAAUGCAGCGUUUAUUUAUUUUGUUUUUUUGUUCUGUUUUUUUAUUUUAAUUUUAGAUUUUAUAAAAGGAUAUUUUGGUGCUCCAAAUUGAAAAAGCAUCAGGAAAAUCAUUGAAUCUUAAAAUCGGAUGAAAUUUUAGGACUGCUUUGAUUAAUGGUGUGCGGUAUAAAGAGCACACAAUAUUUGACACAAAACAUUUUUGCUUGCACUUAUUAUUCAGUUGACACUAAUUUAAUAUGCUCUAUUUGUCAGUAAUGUCCAUUUAAUGGCUUAUUUCAUAGAUUCAAAAUGUUUUGCUGCUAAAACAGGAUUUCCAAGCAGAUGCUAAGAUGUUGCCCAGUCUGGAUUUUUAAAAUGUGCGUAUUUACUUUGAUUUGGUUACUUCAGAAUAUCCAUCAGUUUUAUGUUUGCAACAAACGGCAUCAUGAUACACAUGUACAGAAUAUAGAAUAAGAGGUUCCCUGUUAUUUUUUAUUCUUAAAUGAUUUAAAGACGACAAUGUUUUCUUAUGUUGACAUUUUUCAACCUGAAAUAAAAAAUGGCCUUGUUGCUCCUCACUUUGGAAACCAAAUUUGCGUGAAUUCCAGACAUUUUGGAAAUCCUUCGGGCUCGUCUCACGCUCCUGCUUGAGAACAGUUUUCUUAUUUAUACAAGAACUCAUUUUGUACAGUUUUGUUAGAGGAAAGAGGUUUUGAUAUUUGGUUAUUUUGCAAAGCCACUUGGCUACUUUUGUCUUCCUGUGCCAGAGAUGCUAAAAUUGUCUGUAACUUGUGUUUUUUUUAUUGAUUGAGAUAAGAUUGUCUUUUUUCUUGGUUUUAUCUUUGAAUUUGACUAUGUCAAUUUUUUUCCUUUUUUAAAAAUAAAAGCCUUGUUUCAAUGAA
Molecule: messenger RNA, 4948 nt
Organism: Labrus mixtus (cuckoo wrasse)
Lineage: Eukaryota; Metazoa; Chordata; Actinopteri; Labriformes; Labridae
Product: RNA-binding motif, single-stranded-interacting protein 2-like
Exons: 14
Coding region: 104-1300 (398 amino acids)
Cellular component (GO): nucleus; cytosol; ribonucleoprotein complex
Molecular function (GO): poly(U) RNA binding; mRNA 3'-UTR binding; poly(A) binding
Source: RefSeq, a predicted model, not a curated record